Ctenopharyngodon idella (grass carp) is the source of this 1896-nucleotide messenger RNA. It is a transcript of the gene opn4xa, whose product is annotated as opsin 4xa. The transcript is spliced from 9 exons. NCBI's taxonomy places the organism in Eukaryota, Metazoa, Chordata, Actinopteri, Cypriniformes, Xenocyprididae. Gene Ontology annotation, cellular component: membrane. Gene Ontology annotation, molecular function: G protein-coupled receptor activity. Gene Ontology annotation, biological process: visual perception; G protein-coupled receptor signaling pathway. The record is from RefSeq and is a predicted model, not a curated record. Bases 16 to 1893 code for a protein of 625 amino acids.
GAGCACAAACAGAGCAUGUUCUUAUUUCCCUUAAGCCUCUCGCAUCACAUGCGCCACAGUUCUUGGACGCUUGUGCAACAGAUAAGGGCUCAAAGCAAAAAACACUGGUAUAACCACACUAAACUGAGCUUUUGCAUCAGCAAAAAUGUUUUUCACAUUGUGAGAGAGGUCACUGUGGAGAGGUUCUCCUGGAGAACGAGUCAGAAUGUACUUCAUAAACUCUCUAAGAGUUUAAUGUGGUUUGAUGGAGUGCUAAGUAACGCUUGCGCUCUCGUCAUCACAGGAAUGGAGGGGCCCAUGGACAUGGAUCGUGGCUUCUUCAGGAAAGUGGACGUUCCCGAUCAUGCACACUACAUAGUGGCUUUUUUCGUGGCGAUCAUCGGGGCUGUGGGAGUGAUCGGGAACCUGCUGGUCAUGUACGCCUUCUUUAGUAACAAAAAGCUACGGACGCCUCCAAACUACUUCAUCAUGAAUCUUGCUGUGAGUGACUUUCUCAUGGCCAUCACUCAGUCGCCAAUCUUCUUCGUCAACUGCAUGUACAAGGAAUGGGUGUUCGGUGAAAUGGGCUGUAAGAUGUACGCCUUCUGUGGAGCUCUGUUCGGGAUCACAUCCAUGAUCAACCUUUUGGCCAUUUCCAUCGACCGCUACAUCGUGAUCACCAAACCCCUGCAGGCCAUCCGCUGGACGUCCGGACGGCGGACGCUAAUUAUCAUCCUCCUGGUCUGGAUCUACUCUCUGUCCUGGAGUCUUGCACCUCUUUUGGGAUGGAGUUCCUAUAUCCCAGAAGGCCUCAUGACAUCCUGCACUUGGGACUAUGUGACAUCCACUCCAGCAAACAAGAGCUACACCUUGAUGCUCUGCUGCUUCGUGUUCUUCAUCCCUCUUGGAAUCAUUUCUUACUGCUACUUCUUCAUGUUCCUCGCCAUUCGUAAUGCAAGCAGAGAUCUGGAGAAGAUGGGAAGCCAUGUGAGGAAGACCACCCUCAUCCAACAGCAGUCCAUAAAGACAGAGUGGAAGCUGGCGAAGAUCGCGUUUGUGGUCAUCAUUGUGUUUGUGCUGUCCUGGUCUCCUUACGCCUGCGUCACUCUCAUCGCCUGGGCAGGAUACAGCCAUGUUCUUUCUCCGUAUUCUAAGGCAGUUCCUGCAGUAAUUGCCAAAGCAUCAGCCAUAUACAAUCCCUUCAUCUACGCCAUCAUACGCUCCAAAUACAGAGACACUCUGGCAGAGAAGGUGCCGUGUCUGCAUUUUCUAGCCCAGUCUUCACGUAAAGACUGCAUCUCGGUGUCAAACAGCGAGUCUUCCUUCAAGGAGCACAUGCUCAGCCGACAGUCAUCAGGGUCAAAGGCCAAGUUUCAGCGAAUCUCCUCUAUGUCCGCUUCAGACACAGUCUGGAGUGAUGUAGAAUUAGAUCCUGUGGAGCAAAAGAGCCAGAUCCUCAGAAACUCACAGUCGGCAAAUCUGCUGAGAGAUGAAGGACGGAAGCCGCAAACGAAACAAGGCAAGACGAAGAACAAGGGCCGAGGAGAGGAAGAGCGCAGUGAAGAGAAGCCUGCAGUCACAGAGAGCGGCUCUUUGAUCGAUUGUGGCCUUGACCUGGUGUCCGAGUCCAUCAACAUGGCCACUGUCCCGCUUCUCAUGGCCAAAAACACUCCAGGAGGGGAACAAGAGGAAGAAGAGGAGUGCAAUGAGGAACAGGAAGACAGCAAUUCUAUGAGCCUCCUGAGCAACGGUCUGGCUUUUUACGAAGACACGGAGGAGCCACAAAUCAUAAUCACCCCCACAUCAGAGGAGCAGCAAACGACGCAGAGCAGAGAAGACAAAUUAAUACUGGACCUCAAAAGCCUGAACUGCUCCAGCGAGCUUCUGGAGUCUGUGGAGAAAUUCCUCUCCUGAGGC